Cloeon dipterum is the source of this 2445-nucleotide messenger RNA. RefSeq names its product lachesin-like. The record is from RefSeq and is a predicted model, not a curated record. Gene Ontology annotation, cellular component: neuron projection. The coding region runs from base 94 to 1389 and encodes 431 amino acids. Lineage: Eukaryota; Metazoa; Arthropoda; Insecta; Ephemeroptera; Baetidae. The transcript has 9 exons.
UCAGUCUCCUGCAUCUGUGGCAGACGAGCGGCUCGCCGUCGCACCCUCUUGCCUUCACCACGUGCUGUGGUGGGUGAUGCUACCGAGCCCUUGAUGACCUGCAGCCUCAUGACGCGCACCCUGAUUAUCUGCUUCCUGCUGCUGUUCGCCCUGCCUGGCAAUCACGUCGGUGUUGCUUUCCAGCCUGAAUUUGCCGAGCCCAUCUUGAACCUGACCGUGCCCCUUGGCAGGGACGCCACGUUCACCUGCGUCGUCCGCCACCUUGGAGGUUACAGGGUGGGCUGGGUGAAGGCGGACACCAAAGCGAUCCAGGCCAUCCACGACCAUGUCAUCACGCACAAUCCUCGCGUGGCUGUCUCGCACAAUGACUACAGCACCUGGAACCUGCACAUCAAGGGCGUUCAGGAGGAGGAUCGCGGCAGUUACAUGUGCCAGAUCAACACCGAUCCCAUGCAGAGCCAGAUGGGUCACCUGGACGUGGUCGUCCCGCCGGAUAUCGUGAACGAGGACACGUCGGGCGACGUCAUGGUGCCCGAGGGCGGCACCGUAAAGCUCACGUGUCGGGCGCGCGGCUACCCAACGCCUCAUGUGCAGUGGCGGCGAGAGGACAACGCCGAGAUUGUGAUUCGAGAGGCGAGUGGCGUCAAGACCAAAGUGUCCAACUUCCAGGGAGAAUUCCUGAAGCUUACCAAGGUAACGCGCUCUGAGAUGGGAGCGUACCUGUGCAUUGCUUCAAACGGCAUCCCACCGUCGGUCAGCAAGAGGAUCAUGGUCAGCGUGCAUUUUCAUCCAGUCAUUCAAGUUCCCAAUCAACUAGUUGGAGCACCGCUCGGAACAGACGUAACUCUCGAGUGUCACGUGGAAGCAUCUCCGCGGUCAAUCAACUACUGGGUUCGAGACACAGGAGAAAUGGUGAUCUCGAGCGAAAAAUACGACGUGCAGACCAUCAGCAAGUCCAUGUUCGAGGUGAAAAUGAUCCUGAACAUCAGGAGUCUGGCCAAGACGGAUGCUGGCUCGUAUCGCUGCGUCGCCAAAAAUUCGCUGGGUGAGGUCGACAGCAGCAUCCGACUCUAUGAAAUACCGGGCCCGACCCGCAAGCCGCAGCCUCCGGGCCGAUUCAACCCGCCGCACUACGACGAAGAGGAGGACUACCCGGACCAACUAGGCUCGGCCGAGCAGGAGGCCGAGGAGGAGAUGACCAACAUCGUGGCCGACCGGAACCCAACCAGGGGCGGUCCUCACCCCACCCUCUUGCCCCCUGGCAAGAAAAACAACCAUGUGGUGUUCUCCGAGCGCGAGGCCGAGUCGGACGACUCGUCGAGCGCCGCCACUUCUGGUGUGGCGCCGGUUGCGACGCUGCUGGUAGCCCUUCUGCUGCUGGCAAUCUGACUCUGACUUGCAUAUCGUGACAAUAAUUGGAUGAAACACGGCGGUGGCGUUGUUCUUUGCCUUAAUCUAGCAAUAAAUAUGAAUGAUGAGAGACGGACACAUUGCAAUUGACGAGGGACGUACGGGCGGCGCCACCACUUCGACACCGGUGCCGACCCAGACGCGAGCUCCGAGUUGGACGCGUUGUUAUUGUUGUUGCUUAGUGUGCUAUGACGCCUCGUCGAUGAAGUUAUUUAUCGUCUGUAUGCAUAUAAUAAAUAUUUCCCUCUGUGAGUGUGCACUGUGCAGAUCCCAUCCGAUUUUGUGGUCGCUCUCGCAACGCUGACGAGUGAGCGAGCGCGCGUGUGCGUGAAAUUUAAGGGCCCCCUGUUGAAUUGUGUAUCUCUAUAUAUAAAGAUAAAAAUUGAUGAAAUAAAUUGUGUAUGAUUCACCGAUCAAUCCUCACAGAGACAAUUAUAUUUGUUUUUGCUGGCGACUGCUGCUGUGCUUGUUUGAUAAUGGACUGUUGGAAUAAAUGGGAAAAGCGUGCGAUGAUCAUGAGACAUAUCUGCUGAAAUAUGAGAUAUAUGUACAACGAAUCAUCGCUAUAAUGAUAAAUUGUUAUCAUCCGAAUCCUAAGAAGUAUUAUCCAUUUACGUUUUGAAAUGUGCACUCGCUUUAUAAAAGAAAUUGAGCUUCUCAAAAGACGAUUUUGGUAGUGGUAGGAAAAGACUGCUUUGCUGACAUCCUUUGAUCCGUAUUAAUUUUUUGUGACAUAAAGUGUUGCUAUGUAAAUCCCCUGUGAUCCUUGGUUGUGCAAAUCUUUUGUUUCAAAGACUCUGCGCAAGUGAGCAAGUCAAAUAUUCCCAUGUAUAACAAAAAUGUUUAAUAUUUAAGUGAUGUAAAAAUACCACGAUUGCGAUAUUAUAAUCACAGCUGAAUCAACGCAAAGACAGAAGUGUUAUGCUAUCUAUUAUGUUAAUUAAAUCAUUAUAUCUCUCCACUGCUGAAUGUACGAUACUAUGUAAACUAACUAACCUCAUGCAGUGAAUUUUAUGAUUAAAAAUCAUGUCGCAA